UAGGAGCUAUCGUAGUUCUCUUAAAAACGUGUGUGUUGAAGGUGUUGAAGAAAAAGCAAAAAAUAUAUCGAAGCAUGGCCCGAUCAAAAAGGAGAUUUCGAGGAGGUGGCACUGGUCAGAAGAAAAAGAGAAGGAAAAUAAGUCUAGAGAAGAUCAGCAAAUGGAACAAGGAGCGCAUUGAACGAGAAAAACUGCGAUAUGCAAAGAAAGAGGAAACUCAAGAAUACAAGACAGCUGGACCAUCCACAGCAUUUCAAGAGGAAUCGUCUUCUUCUGAUGAGGAAGAUCAACAGACGAUGACCCCUUAUCAAGAGCUGCUUGCUAAUUUGGGUGCUGAUGUGGCAGAGGAUGAUGAUCUGUCGGAUGAGGAGGAUUCUGAAAGUGAAAUUGGAGAUGAGGAAGGAGCCAUUGGUGAAGAUGGUGUCAACGAUGAUGAGGUUGAUGAUGAUGAUGACAGCGACCUUGAAGAUGAUGAUGACGGCGCCAUCGAAGAUGAUGACGACAGCGCCAUCGAAGAUGAUGAUGAUGACAGCGACAUCGAGGAUGAAGAGGACAAUGAUGAAGAAAUUGGGGAAGUUCAAACUGGAGAGAAUGGAUUAUCAAGAAAAGGAGAUGGUGACAGCAAUGGAGGAGAGGAGGGAGAAGAGGAGGAGGUGGGGGAAGAGGAAGAGGAAGGAGGAGAAGAUGAAGAGGAACUUGCAUCAUCUAGUGAAUUAGAUGAUGAUGACGAUGGCAGUGACGAUGGAAAAGACGACGAUCAAGGACAAGUACACAAAGAUCCAUUCUAUAAAAGGAUCAACUAUGAACUCAGUGAAGACGUCAUCAGCAAGUUCGGUAAAGGGAGGCCAUGUAACGUAUUUGAAGAAAAGUGGCCACGCUUGGGUAAACUCUCCUGUUUUUGUUACGAUGAUGUAUCUCGAGAUGAAAUGAAGUUAUCCAAGGAGACUGACUUCAAGUCUCUCCAUGUCCCCAAACGAGUAUCUAGUUCUUGGAAAGAAGCCAAUAAGGGUUACAUUGAAGCAGGCUCGGAGGCUAAUCUAUCGCGUCUCCAACAAGAACUCUUCUCCAUUAUGAAUUCUUAUCAGGAUCUUGUUUAUCCUGAGAGGAACUACCAGAAUGAAGAGGAGGUUAGGCUGGUGUAUUGUCUCCAUGUACUCAGUUACAUUAUCAAAUCCAGGAAUGUUGUCCUGAAACACAACCAGAUGUUGACAGCAAAUCCAGAUCUUGAUACAGAGUCCAUGAGGGAUCGGGGUCUGACCAGACCAAGGGUCCUGAUCCUAGUCCCGUUCAGAAGCUCGGCCCUGGAGGUCAUCAAGACCAUGGCCAAGAUCCUGGUCCCAUCGAACCAGAGCAUGAGCCACCGCAAGAGGUUCUUUGAUGAAUACGGAGCCGAAGAUCGGAGACCGUCCAAGUUUCCCAAACCAGAGGACUGGGAAGCUACGUUCAAAGGAAACAAUGACGAUCACUUCAGAAUGGGCGUUUCCAUCACAAGAAAGAGUUUCAAACUCUACUCCACCUUCUACUCGGCCGAUAUCAUCAUUGCUUCUCCACUGGGACUCCGGACAGUCAUUGGGGCAAAAGGAGAGAACCAUCACGAAUAUGACUUCCUGUCGUCUAUCGAGCUGCUGGUCAUGGACCAAACAGACGUCUUCCUCAUGCAGAACUGGGAACAUAUCACGCACAUCAUGGAUCACUUACAUCUUCAGCCCAAGGAUUCUCAUGAUGUAGACUUCUCCAGAGUUAGAAUGUGGGCCCUCAACAAAUGGAACAAGUACUACAGGCAAACCCUGAUCUUCAGCAACAUCAAUACACCUGAAAUCAAUGCUCUUGCCAGCAAACACUGCUCAAAUAUGGCAGGCAGAGUGUUAGUAAACAAUGUGCCUUCCCUCGGUAGCAUUGGUCAAGUGGCUGUCCAAUUACCUCAGGUUUUCCACAAGGUAGAAUGCGACAGCUUCGCUUCAUCACAUGAGAAGAGAUUUCAAUUCUUCAUCUCAAAGAUCCUUCCCCAAUAUCGAGAAUCUCUGAUGUCAGGGACCAUGAUCUACAUUCCCUCUUACUUUGACUUUGUUCGUGUUAGAAACUACUUCCGCAAACAGGAGAUCAACUUUGCACAAAUUUGCGAAUACACCAGUCAGUCUAACAUCUCCAGGGCGAGACAUUAUAUGAGGGAAGGAACACGUCAUACUCUAAUCAUAACUGAGAGGCUUCAUUUCUUCAGAAGGUUCAAGCUCCGCGGGAUACACCACAUCAUAUUCUACCAGCUUCCCACCUACCCCCACUACUACAGCGAGCUGUGCAACAUGCUGGAGACGCCAACAACAGAGGGCGCUAUGAAGGAGCACACCUGCAGCGUACUGUACUCCAAGUACGACGCCCUUCGGUUGGGUCCUGUGGUAGGACUGAAGCGAAAUACUCAGAUGAUGAACUCCGAGAAGAACGUCCACAUGUUUGUCUCUGAAGAUGUCUGAUUGUUUUAUAGGGAUAGACCAGAGAACAGAAGGUGCAAUAUAAGGAAAUACCUGCUAUGCUCUGCUCUGAUUAUAUAUGUUGGUCUUUGGAUGGAGCCAAGCUGGUGGUUGGUAUCAAAGGCAACACCGAAUUUGGAGAAGAGUGUCCACAUCUUAGUGUCAAGAGAUGCUAGUGGUUGGAAUCAAAGGCAGAACUGAACUUGGAGGACAGUGUCUACAUCUUAGUGUCAAGAGAUGCUAGUGAUUGGCAUCAAAGGCAGCACUUUACUUGGAGAAGAGUAUCCGCAUCUUUGUGUCAAGAGAUGCCACUGGUUGGCAUCAAAGGCAACACUGAAAUUGGAGAAGAGUGUCUGUGUCAGAGGGUCAACAGAUGCCAGUGGUUGGAAUCAAAGGCAACACUGGACUUGAAGAAGAGUAUCCGUAUCUUAGUGUCAAGAGAUACCACUGGUUAGUGUCAAAGGCAACACUGAACGUGGAGGACAGUGGCUGCAUCUUAGUGUCAAGAGAAUGCCAGUGGUUGGUAUCGAAUUCAACUCAACUAGGAGUUGAAUGUUCUCAUCUCUUUUUGAGAAUAUGCAAGUUUAACCCCUAAGCAUGAUUCAUAUUAUGAGCUGUGAGAAGAAUGUCCAUAUCCUAGUGUCUGAUAAGGUACCUUACUGAGAGAGAAGAUAUCUGAUUAUCUUGGGUGUCUUCUGGGGAGCGUUUCAUGAAAGGACUUGUCGGACAUUUUAUCCGACAAGUACUGUUUUAUCCGACAGCUACUAUGGUAACAGUGACUCUCAUCCAAUCAUUAUCAAGGAAAGUUGUCAGAUCUGACAACUUGUCGGACGAAAAUGUUGAUGAAACGCCCCCCAGAUCCUGGUUUUGUUUGGGGGUGGUCAGGUGCCACGUAAUUGCUGUAAUAUAUCAGGUAAAUAAUGUUUUUUUCAGAUUCAGGUAUUUUCUCAUUGUCUCACCUGCAUAGCAGAAGUGAGAGCAGUGCCGGUUUUCAUGAUGAGGGCAGCAUCAUUAAUUUACUUCAAAUUCAGUUAAUAUUUUCUCCUGAUGGUGCACACUGGACACUCCCAUUAAGGUUUGUGCACAGUGCGGCACAUAUCGAAAAAAAAUCUUCUUUGCACUGCAUGUCCAAUAACACUUGUAGUUCUGCGUGUUUCUUAUAUCAAGUUGGCUUCCCACAAGAAAGGACUUAGUGGUUAUUUUUAUGAUUGUAUUUUUUUAUUAUUCCCUUUUUUGAUUUGAUGAUAUUUUGAGUGAUACUUGAAAUUUAGAAUCAACCUUUACAUCAUUGGAUAGCCUACAAUGUGCUCUUUCAAUAUUUGAAAUAAAAAAAAAUCGUGAAAAUUACCCCAAGUCCCUUUCUUGCGGGAGCCAGCAAUAAUGUUUCCUCCUUAUUUAAAAAAAAUAUCAAAUCCAAUUAUUUUUUUGUAUUCCUUGAAUCUUGUAUGAAGAUAAUUGUGUCAAGUUCAUGCUGCCACUUUGAGAAUUCAUAAUUUUGUAUGAAUAUGUUAUCAAAUUUCAGGAUUUAAAUUCAAUUAUUUCCAUUGCCAGGAUGCUUUUCUAAAUGACCCACUUUUCUAUUACUGCAUAAAUUUGUAAAAUUGAAAGGAAUAUAAAAAAGUUUCAAGCCCAAUGAAAGAGGCUUUUGGUCCAAUCAGCAGGACCAUGGCAAUAGUUAUCUUAGAUUAAUUCAAUAAUUUAUAUUCAAAGAGUAAAUUAAAGUGAGAGCGGAGAGAGUGUAUGAUAUUUUAAUAUCACAAAAUCAACACUGCUGCUAUACUUGAAUUGUGUAAUGCAAGUGAGACUGCCCGGGAUGAAUCACUUGCUUUUCAGGAAAUGCUCAUGAAAUUUAGCACACACAUUUUUUGGCAAUGAAAGAAUAAAAUUUCAUGGUUAUAUUUUGUUGUUGCCGAGAAUAUUUUGUUGAUCUUAGUGAUUGCACACUGAAUAAAGACUAGUCUUCCUCAUGUUUCAAAUAAGUUUAUCAUAAUAGAAAAUAAUAAUUGACGAUAUUUAUGGAGCUUAUUUAUUGUUAAAUAUUUCAUUUUAAAGAUCUCGAUUGUUGCAAAUGAAAAUGUGCUGGUAAUCUAUUAUACAUUUGAUAUUUUCCUUUUGAACAUUGUAAGAAUAAUGUAAUAUGGUUUGCCAAAGAUUAAACCAUGUAAUCAAACAUGGUUGCUAUGUACACUAAUUAUCCUAGGAAGAAAAGUGAACGACACAUGCUGCAUGAUAUGAGUACAGUUUAAUGUGUUUUAUAUUUAUAACAUUUUCAAUAUAUUGAAAUGCAUGAAAAAUACAAUUUUGUGAGCUUGAAGAUAAGCAAAGUAACUAAAUGGACAUCACGUUACCCAUGGUAAAAAAUAGUUGGGGGUUCACACCUAGAUGUUUUAUUAUUUUCUUUCGAAAUGGGUAUUUUACUUCAAUUUUGGUACUCUGAUUUUAAAAUAUUUCUGUGACAGCGAACAUUUCCAGAUUGCCUUGACAGUGGUAGUUGAAGUUCCAUCUUUUUCAUCAGUUUUAAAACUGAUUAAAUUAUCAGUUACUCUGAUUAUAUGCUUAUUUUUAGUACUGUAAUAUAAAUUCAGUAUAAUGAAUUUUGAUGGAAAGAUAUAUGGCAUUUCAUAAAACAUGCAUUCUAUUUUCUCACAAUACUUAUUGCAAUAUACCAAAGUAAAUGGUGUCAAAAGGAGAAAACCAAUUUUGUAUAUUUUUUUUUGUGAGAAAACAAUGAAGUCAGUGACAAUGAAAUGAUUAAAUCACAAUAAAGUACACCUUAUUGGUAUUUGAAUGAUACAUCAAUUGGGUUUUAUGACUGCUGGGUCCCGUCUUACAAAGAGUUGUGAUUCAUCCGAUCAACCUUAAUUCAUCCGAUCAACCUUAAUUAUAUAGAAAUCCAUCAAUAUCAUAAUUGUUCCCACUAGAAAUUUGCACAAUGUCCUUUUGUAAACGAAGAGGGGCAUACUGAAUCGCCAAGAAAACAACGGGCCCCAAGUUGCCCCAAGUUGCGAUUGAUUGCAACUUUUUCUGCGAUUGAUUACAACUCUUUCUGCAAUUGAUUGCAACUCUUUCAGGGGCCCGUUGCAGAAAUAGUUGCAAUCAAUCGCAACUCUAAAAUCAUGCGCAACUUGAUUUUCAACCAAUCAACAGCGCGCAUUUGGGACUUGUGAUUGAUUUUUGGACUUGCGUUUAAACGCAACUCUUUCUGCAACGGACCCCAGGGUCACCAUUGUUGUAUAGAUAUGUUUUUUUUUUAUAGCACAUGUUUCCCUUCCAUUGCCCAUUGAACAGACCAACUCUGAAUCUGUCCAAAUGCAUCGGAUAUCAUUUCUUUACUAUCAAAAUUAAUUCAGGGAAUCAUUAUUUCUAUGUUUUUGAUUGAAAUUUCUUGGGGUUUAUUGUAAAAAGUUAUAUAAAGAUUGAAAUUCCUAAAACAUUAAUGAACAAAUGUGAUUUAAUGACUUUACGUAUUUCAUGUUUUUAAUGUUUGUUGCUUGUAAUGUGCUUAGUGUGCAAGUGAACCAACUACAGUUUUGAGAACAAUAAUGUUAAGUGAUGUAUUGCCCUCAAAACUAAUGUCGUUAUUGUUAACUAUCACCAACUUUUUUUUUUUUCAUUAAGAUAUUAGAAAUUUAAUUUCCCUUUUUUUAAUUGCACCCUGUUCAAUAAUAAAUGAAGUAUUGCAAUAUGUUAAUUUAA
This is a messenger RNA of Lytechinus pictus (painted urchin), 6161 nucleotides long. Its product is annotated as U3 small nucleolar RNA-associated protein 25 homolog. The transcript is spliced from 19 exons. Gene Ontology annotation, molecular function: U3 snoRNA binding; rRNA binding. The record is from RefSeq and is a predicted model, not a curated record. Gene Ontology annotation, biological process: maturation of SSU-rRNA from tricistronic rRNA transcript (SSU-rRNA, 5.8S rRNA, LSU-rRNA). Gene Ontology annotation, cellular component: small-subunit processome; nucleolus. Lineage: Eukaryota; Metazoa; Echinodermata; Echinoidea; Temnopleuroida; Toxopneustidae. The coding region runs from base 75 to 2468 and encodes 797 amino acids.